AUGGCGUAUGCCUCGGUCGCCCAGGCUGAGCAUGAGGCCGUAUACCGCGAGUCCGCUGCUGACUCUGUCCACCAUGAUCCGCAUUCCUACUCACCCGCCCGUUCUCCAAUCCUUCCCGAAAUCUCCAGUCCACCGCUUUCCCUGCCACUGUUCGAUCAGUUCUCCCGAGAUGGCGACCUCUCGGUCGGUUCUCCAACUGGACCAAAUGCCGUAGGCGUUGGGUCUCUUCUUAAGUCUUUGUCUUCCUCGCAGUCGUAUCAAAUGGUGGAAGAGGAUGACUACGAGGAGCCCAUGCCCAAAUAUCCAGAACCUCUCGCACUGCGAUCGAAAAUGGACGUUCUCCCACCCGCACAGGACAAAGCCGCAUUCCAGAAAGAGGACCCUCCAAUCAGAACAGCCUCAAUCAGUCGUCACCUGCCCUUAAAUCAUCCGACCCCAGAUUUACAGUCGCUGCAAGGGGCCUUGGUCAAAAAUGUGGAACGCCUGGAAGAAAGCGCUGAACGUUUGAGCAUGACCUCGAGCCUUGAGGAUGAGCUGAAUAAGAUGAAGCAAGAUCAAAAGCGACUAGAGCGGCAGUCCUCUGCGCCGGCGACUUUGGACAACCCUAUUCGACCAUCAGUCCAGAGACAGUACUCAACUGGUUCAUGGUCGAAUUCCAUUAUUGGUGUGAACCAGACGGCCAGGUUAGGAGGAUAUUCUCCCUCAGGAUACCACAUCACGUCUCCGUCUGGUUCAAUCCGCUCGGGGCCACGUACACAUCAGCACCAUAUCGAACGGCGAUCUUCAAAGGACAAUCAUCUCAACCAUGUUUUGCCGACCUUGGAAGGCCGGCCGUUGCAAUUCAGUCCGGAGCGUACUACCUCCAUCUCCAUCUAUCCUGAAGACGAAACGGCGCCCAAUCCGCUGCGACGAACGUCCAAUGGGUCAGUCCAGGAGGAGAGGCCAACUACAUCCGCUUCCAACGAAACAUAUCGUCAAGCUCAAGCCGUGUUCAACGACUUUGAUGGAGUGCAUUACGGCGGACCUGUGUCACAUGAAUCAGCUGCUGCUAUGUCACGACGAAUAUCACUCCAUCAACCACCACUUGCACGGGACUCGAAAGCCUACAAAGAACCUCAACCGGGAGAAAGAAUGAUCUACUAUCCUGCGCCAGUUCCAGUCAUGUUGAACCUCCCACAGAGACUUUCAAAGUUCAACAUUAGUGAACGAGACAAACGUCGGCUCCAGGCACUGAGUGGCAUCCCAGAUGAUGCGCGUAAAUCGGCCAUCUGGCUCAAAGAGGAAGAUAGCGCCAAAAUACAAGAUCCAGGCACCAGCGCUUUUUUUGAACAGCCUAGUGUCACUCAGGAUCUCCAGCUCAAGAACGGCUCCGCUGUCCAGACGCUGGACAGUGUCUUGGACGCCGCCGCACACGCUCCUGUGUCGGCCUUCACUGAUCAUCCAAUUGCUGGUCAUCUUGGGAAGGAAGUGUAUGGUCCGGACGCCUCCCCUAGAAAGAGUAUGCAAUUAGACGAAGCUAAGACAAAGAAACGCCGGAGUUCAAUUGGCACAAUGCUCAAGACAAGACGUUCAAGCACUGCCCUCUCCAAUUCGGGCCUGCUGCGCUCAAAAUCAAGAGGCUCUCAAAAUCUAGAUGUCGACGACCAAGCUAGUGGGGAUGAACUUGACCGAGCUACGGCUGCAUCUAUAGCGCCUGAUGGUGAUGAGAUACCCGAUGAAGAAGAGGACAAGGACGUCGCCCCACCAGGAUUUUCGACAGCGCCAACGACUCUCCUUGCCGAGUUACAGAUGCGCAAGGAACAACAAAGAUUGCGUAAUCGUACUGCGGCAGACGCCUUCCCCAAUGGCAUGCACUCGACUUUGCUUGAGCUGGAUGCUGUUACGCAACUUCAACAGCGAGCCCGAAAGACCAAGCAUGUCACCUUGGCUUGGGAAGAUCAUGAUGAAGCGGACAAGCAGAACUUUGAUGAUGAGGAUGUACCUCUCGGAAUCCUGUUCCCCGAAAAGGAUAGAGCAGAGCACGCCAAUGCCCAUAGACCAAUUGGUCUCCUUGAGAAGCGGGAAAUGGAGGAGAACGAGCCUUUGAGUCAACGACGGGCGAGAUUGCGAGGCGGGCAAGUUCAAACUUCGAAAUCCGAGGCUAAGAGUCAGAUUGAGGAGGGAAGCCGGCCACCAUUCAUCGAGGAAGUCCCAGGCCUAGCUCAAGAAACCCUGCCCGAAGAUGAAGAUGAGACUCUAGCACAGAGGGCAGCAAGGAUGAAGCUAGAGAAAGAGAAAGGUACUGGAGGCCAAUUUACAGAGGAGUUGACCUCACAAUUAGGUCUUAAUGGCACGAACGACGUCCCCCCACCAUCAAAAACACCGGAUAUGGAAGAAACAUUAGCACAGAGGCGAAAGCGGCUGAAGGAGGAAGCAGCCGCCAACCCGCAGGGCAUUCAUCAGGUCAAACCCAUGCAUAGCCUGGCUAAUUUACUCCAAGCUCAUCCUGCUGGUGCCCAGUCAAAACCAGGGCUGCCAAGGACCAGUUCGAAUCAGGUAUACAACUCGAUGCAGAACCCAAAUUGGGGCUAUCCUCAGCAAAAUACUGCUUUAAAUGGAGCUUACGGGUAUCCGCAGAAUGCCGGGUAUAUGAAUGGAGGAUUCGGCGCACCGUUGCCCACCUAUAUGCAACAGACAUAUCCAUACUCAUAUGGUACUCAACCAUAUAUCCAGGACCCGAUGAUGGGCCCACCGUUGGAUCCCAGACAGCGAGCGCAAAUUGAUCGCUGGCGACAGAGUAUCGUGCAAUGA
Fonsecaea monophora is the source of this 2790-nucleotide messenger RNA. RefSeq lists its product as hypothetical. Lineage: Eukaryota; Fungi; Ascomycota; Eurotiomycetes; Chaetothyriales; Herpotrichiellaceae. The record is from RefSeq and is a predicted model, not a curated record. The transcript has 2 exons. Bases 1 to 2790 code for a protein of 929 amino acids.